AUGGCGUGGGUGACAAAUGGCAUCAAGUACUUCCUGGAUGUGACCCUGCUGCGGGGACCGUGUGAUCUGGUCUCCUGCGGGGAGCUGGAGCAGGUGUCCUGCCAGUUUGAGGUCUGGAGCCAGCCCUGGUCCGGCCGGCAACGGCUGGUGAAGCAGGAGUGUCGCCCAGCAGAGCUGGCAGAGAAAGUCCAGGAGCUGGCCCAGACCCUAGGGGGGCUGGAUGAGACCCCAAGAGGGGUGAGUGAUGCUGAGGGACUUUCUCAGCCGGGCCAGAAUGCAUCACUCCAGCUAGCGGCGCUCUUCAGGGACUUCAUGAGCACCUACGGGAAACACUACAAGGAUGAGGAAGAGGCUGCACGGCGGUUCGGGAUCUUCGCGGACAACAUGGCCAAGGCGCAGUGGCUGCAGGUGCUCGACCAGGGCACGGCCCAGUAUGGGGUCACCAAGUUCAGCGACCUCACUGAGGAGGAGUUCCGCUCCCUCUACCUGAACCCACUGCUGGCCAAGCUGCCACCACGCCCAAUGAGACGGGCCGAAGCCCCCCGGGACCCACCCCCCGCCAGCUGGGAUUGGCGGGAGCAUGGGGCUGUCACCAGCGUCAAGGACCAGGGCAUGUGCGGCUCCUGCUGGGCCUUCUCUGUCACUGGCAACGUGGAGGGGCAGUGGUUCCUUCGUCGCGGGGACCUGAUCUCACUCUCGGAGCAAGAGCUGGUGGACUGUGAUGGGCUGGACCAUGCUUGCAGGGGGGGGCUGCCCUCCAAUGCCUAUGAGGCCAUCGAGAGCCUAGGUGGGCUGGAGACCGAGAGCGACUACACCUACGAAGGGCAUCGGCAACGCUGCAACUUCUCCUCGGACAAGGUGGCCGUCUACAUCAACAGCUCAGUGGAGAUCUCCCGGGACGAGGAUGNGAUCGCCGCGUGGCUGGCCAAGAAUGGGCCCAUCUCUAUCGCCCUCAACGCCUUUGCCAUGCAGUUCUACAAGAGGGGGGUCUCCCACCCCCUGCGCUUGCUCUGCAACCCCUGGAUGAUCGACCAUGCUGUGCUGCUGGUGGGAUACGGCACCCGGCUAUUACUACCUGCACCGUGGCAGCCGAGCCUGUGGGAUGAAUACCAUGUGUAGCUCUGCCCUUGUGGUCUAGGCCCUGCCCCCUCACCUCUUGCCCUGCCCUCUUACUCCCCAGAGAGAACCCAGGUGUCCUCCAAGGGGGGUGGGGCAGGGGCAAUCACUGCACUUUAGACUCUAAUCUAAGCUUGGGGGUGGGGCUAGACCUCAGGCCCCACCCUUCCAUCCCCAUUGGCUGCUAAGCCCUGCCCCCUGGUUUCCCAGCAUGCCCAGUUCCUCCCAGUCAGAAAAGGUCACUCAUACUGGUACUAGCCUUUCCCCUACCAGAUAGCAAUUGGGAUCUCUGGGGGCUGGGCACAGCACGGUGGGAACCCAGGAGUCUGGGCUACCCCUCCCCCAGUGAUGGGCUGGACCUACAGGCACUAGGCCCCUGUGCGUGCCCCAGUUCUCUUUCCCAGUUGGACCGAGGGGUGAGAGAGCAGGCCCAGCCCCUCUGCCCCUUCUUGGUGA
Molecule: messenger RNA, 1572 nt
Organism: Gavialis gangeticus (Gharial)
Lineage: Eukaryota; Metazoa; Chordata; Crocodylia; Gavialidae
Gene: CTSF
Product: cathepsin F
Exons: 13
Coding region: 1-1119 (372 amino acids)
Cellular component (GO): lysosome
Molecular function (GO): cysteine-type endopeptidase inhibitor activity; cysteine-type endopeptidase activity
Source: RefSeq, a predicted model, not a curated record